AUGUUGGAGCUGAAGGCUUCAAUUCAGUCAUUGACUCUCGCAAUGCAGAUGUUUGAGGACUGUAUUGUUGGUCGCAUUCUAGACGACUUGAAAUCACGACAUGAUGAACUUGGUGUUCACAUUCACCAUGACGUUAUUGGUGCUGAUGGAGAGAAUGUAACUCAUGUCGAUGAUGUUCUCAAUGAUGAUGUGGCAAAGGAUGUGAACCUUCAAUUAGUUGAUGCUGAAGGAGACCAUGUUCCUCAAGCCGAUGCAGUUGUCGAUGCAUCUGCGAGAGGGGAGGGGGACCUUCACUCAGUUGAGACUGAAGGAGACCAUGUUCCUCAAGAUGAUGCAGUAGUCGAGGUAGCUACAAGAGGGGAUGGGAACCUUGCAUCAAUUCAGGCUGAGGGGAACUAUGUUCCUCAUAGCACUCUUGAAGGCAGCGCAUCACGGUUGUCGUCACCUGAGUUAUCUGAUGUCCAUCAUCAUGAAGCAUUCAUUUUAAACCCAACUGAACUGACACGGGGUCAAAAUGGCCAGCAAAUACAUGGCAAGCUCGUACGUGACCCAUUGGUGAGCCAUUGGGAUCUGAAGAACUCAAUGGUGGAAGCAUACAAAGCUUUCAAGAAUAACGAUUGUGCGAGCAUAACGUUAAGAUCUUAAGGGAUCAAGAGGUUGACUUUUUCACAACAUUAGAGGAUCCAAAAGAGGAAAUGACAAGUGAACAAAUAGACACAUGCUUCAACGUACUGUGUAAGUGAAUGAUAGGGUCGAAGUCCAAGUUGUACAACACCCGUGCAUG
Messenger RNA from Theobroma cacao (cacao), 784 nucleotides. The record is from RefSeq and is a predicted model, not a curated record. Lineage: Eukaryota; Viridiplantae; Streptophyta; Magnoliopsida; Malvales; Malvaceae.